Molecule: messenger RNA, 1286 nt
Organism: Rhagoletis zephyria (snowberry fruit fly)
Lineage: Eukaryota; Metazoa; Arthropoda; Insecta; Diptera; Tephritidae
Gene: obst-A
Product: obstructor-A
Cellular component (GO): extracellular region
Molecular function (GO): chitin binding
Source: RefSeq, a predicted model, not a curated record
AACCGGUUUGGAAAUGAACGUGGCUUAGCUCGAUGCAAGUCUUCAAAAGUUGGAAUCACAGACAAAGAAAAAUAGUUUGUAUUCAGUUGCGGUACAGUGCAGAAGAACGGUGACAAAACGCUCCGAUUUAUUAUUGCAACAUUUAAGGCUGUGAAUAUUAGUGAAGAAAAUCAAAAAACCAAAACUUUUUGAAAAUGAAACAGAAAUUUAUGAAUUUGGCGCUAGGUACCCUAACACUAUUUGUUGCAGCAGAAAGUGCAUUCCAAUGCCCCAAACCCGAGGGCCAGUUCCCCGAUGAUAUCCAAUGUGACAAGUACUACCAAUGUGAUGACGAUGUGGCGAAAGAGAAACUUUGUCCAGAUGGCUUGGUAUUCGAUCCUCUUAACAGACAUAUUAAUAAGUGCGAUCAGCCGUUCAACGUGGACUGUGGUGAUCGAACUGAACUGCAAGAACCGAAAUCUACGAAAUUUUGUCCCAGAAAAAACGGAUUUUUCGCACAUCCUGACUCUUCCGUGUGUGAUAUUUUCUACAACUGUAUUGAUGGGGAUGCAUUGGAAAUGAAGUGUACGGUUGGCUUGCACUUUGAUGAAUUUGGUGGAACGUGCGUUUGGCCGGAUACUGCUAAGCGCGAGGGUUGUGAAGCCCCACAAAAAAAAUCGCCUACUGGCUUCGUGUGUCCCAAGGACCGUGCAAAAAAUGACGAUAAGGGCCAAGUAGUUACCCAUCCGAAGUUUCCCCAUCCGACAGAUUGUCAAAAAUUCCACGUAUGUUUAAAUGGCGAAGAUCCCCGUGACCUUGCGUGUCAGCUGGGUGAAGUUUAUAAUGAGGAAACCGAGAUGUGUGAUGCUCCAGAGAACGUGCCCGGAUGUGAAGACUGGUACAAGGAUUCCGAUGACAAAAAGGAAUAAUAUGUUUAUGUUUUAACCUUUGGCAUCCCGCCUACCGGCACCGUGAACGCAACAUCUGCUCAGAUUUGAUAUUCUACGGCGUCGUUUAUUGUUACGUUUUUCUCCUUCAUAUGUAGUAUAUGUAUUUGUAUGCACAUAUGUGCAUAAUAUGUAUGUAUCAGUAUAAUAUUUUAUUGUACUUGAUUCGGUUAAUUGCCAUAGAAAAUAAGUCAGCAUAUUUUCGAUAUGACAAUUUUGAUGCAGUUCGGUCCGUUUAAAGGAGCUCUGUUGAACUGCAUCAAAUUUGCCGUAUCGGAAAAGUGCUGUCUUAUUCCUAUUGGUAAUUAAUCGAUUCACUUGUUCUUUCAGGUGACUUAAUUAUAUAUUUUAAUACCCAGA